CCUUCGCUGCCUCUGGGUCCUGCUGGCUCUGUCUUCUCCCUCCAGCCGCAUCCAGGUCGUCCCCCGUCCUGCCUGUCUCUGGCUUCGGUCUCGCUGCUGUUGCUGCUUCUGUUACAGCUGCCUUCCAUCCCUCACUCGCUGUUGCCGAGUCCCCGGGCACUCUGCAUCGGCAUCCAUUCGCCCGUUUCUGCCGCCUCCCACGGCCCCGGCUUUCCAAACCAGCGUAAUCGCUCCAGGACCCGUCGCUGCUGUGAGCAUUGCGGCUGCCAUCCCGGCACAGCUUACCGUCAUCCCAACACAGCUUCCUGCCACCCGGCCCGACCGAUCCCCUUCGACCAGCAUCGCCGAUUCCUUCUCCCGCUCGGUCCUGCUCAACUCAGCGACCAGCCCCCCCCCGCCUCGGCUUUGAUUCCGCCAUCUUCUUUGCUUCGCCUGCGUCAUGUCCAACUCGCUCUCUUCGUCCCUCGCCGCCGAUUCGUCCUUCAGCUCGCUGCUGGACUCGGAUAUCUUCAGCGGACUGGAUUCCAUCUUGUCGCCUUCGUCGCCCUUGGGUGCCUCCAACAGCAGCUCGUUUGAUCUGCUUUCACCCUCUGGUCUGACCUCCCCCAGCCUCUCGACAUCGACACCGCCAGCCAUCUCCAAAUCCUCGACCACGGCCUCAAAGCCUUCGAUGACCACCGCCGCCUCUGCUCCUCCUGCUGCUCCUGUCCCUGCUCCCGCCCCCAUCCCGCCGGUCAAGAAAAAGGUCCUUGGCUCGUCCUCAAAGCCGCCGUCGUCGUCCUCAAAGGGCGGUAUCCUCUCCCGCGCACUCUCGCCCACUCCUCCUCCCGUCGCCCGAGCCCUCUCCCCCAAUCCCGCGCCUCCCUCGGUCUCUCGAACGGGCUCCAAGGCCAGCAGUAUUCGCCCGCUCCCUCAAAAGUCGGUCGAGCCCUCGCCCAGCAAAACGCCGUCACCCCCGCCACCCGCCAACAAAUCUACCAAGCCCUUGGCUCCGGCCCCCGCGGCCGUCUCCAGGGCUGCGGCUCCUUCCCAGUCCACUGGAUCCUCGGCUCUGGGAUCGUCGUUCAGUCUCGACUUUGAUUUCGACUCGUUUUCGUCCUCCAAGCCCUCCUCGAGUCUGGACCUAUUCGAUGACAAGCGCAACUCGUUCCCGUUGUCAAAGUCGUCGACCCCGUCGGCCGCCUCGCUCAGCUCCUCCAAGAAGGUGUCCUCGGACGACUUCACCCCCUCCAAACUGGGCCAAUUGCUGGGCUCGUCGGGAUCCGCGUCCCCCAAGCCCAAGGCCAUUGCCUUUGCCGACGCCCCGGCGUCCUCUCCAGCCGGUACUCCCAAGCUCGACCUUCUCCUCAGCGACACUGAGGCCGACAGCGACCGCGAGGAGGGUCUGAUUUCCAUGCUCAAGUCGCCGUCCAUGCCCGUCGGCCGCUCCCCGUCCAUGUCCACAAGGUCGCCCUCGCUCACCCCGCGCGAGCUUCGAAAGAAGACCCUCAAGGACAUGCGCAAAUCGCGCGACACCUCUCGCCGCCUGUCAGGCGGCUUUCGUAGCCUCGAGCGACCGGAGCGGCCCACGCCUGUCCCGGUCAAGGAUCCUGCCGCCGCCGACCAGUUCGAGCGUCUGCUGCAGGGCUCCGAGACGGUCAAGAUGACCUCGACGCCCGAGUACCUCAAGAGCAUUGAGGUCAAGAAGAGCAAUCCGAUCAAGCUCGAGGCCAAGCCGCCAACCGUCGGAAAGAGCAUCAGUCGCCGGGCCAGCAACACAGACACACGCAGGGACGGUGCCUCUCGCGGUGGACAGGAGACCUUUUUCGAGUUCCUCAAGAACAGCGGCCCGAACGAGAGCGAAGAGCCGAAAAAGGCCAAACGCCCCUCCGAUGCCGAGAUGUCGCUUGAGGAGUUCCUGCGCCAGUCGGAGCCCCCGCCGACCCCCGAGGAGCCCAAGAAGCCCUCGGCCAGCGACUCGCUCUUUGGCAAGACCAAGUCCAAGUUUACUAUGAUCCAGAUCCCUCACGGCUCUGCCACCGCCCCCACCCCCGUCAUCAAGGGCGUCGGCCGUCCACGCUCGCUUGACUUUGACUAUGAGAUCAUGGAUAUCCCCACUUCGGUUGUCAACAAGACCCAGGCCCAGGCCCAGGCGCCCCCGGCCCCUCCCAGCGUGCCCUCGCAAAAGCCCAAGGUGCCCAGCCCUGCCGCCGCUCAUGCCCGACUUCCAACCCCCCCGGCCACACCCCGGCCCUCCUCCACCGAUCUCAAAUCGACCGCAAAGCCCGACGCCGAGGCCAUCCAGCGCACCAGCACUCCGGCCGAGCCUCCGGUCCCCGUUGUCGUCCCCGAGCCCGUCAUCGCCUUGCCUCCGCCCAAACCCGACAUCACCGUGCCCGAGAAGCUCGCCCUCACUGCUCAAAUCGAACCCCUCAAGGACUCGGCUUCGGUCCUGCGUGUCCAGACUCAUCUCCGGAAGAUUUACCCGCAACUCGGCAAGGUCCUGGACGAGCUCGAGAUCCAGCGCUCCGCAAGCCGCUCGAUCGUCACCACGCUGCCGUUUGACGAGAAGCUGACCCAGACCGACGCUGUCGUCCUGGUCCCGGAGCAGGGAACCACUCACAAGGUUCUCAGCGACGCCGCUUGUCAGACCGUCCAUGAUAUUCUGGUGGUUGAGCUGGUGGACGAUGCCGUUGUCGAUGGCUACGCGGUCGUGGACGGUGUUCCUGUCGAAGCGACCCACGAGCUUAUCCAGGAGUACCACGCCAACAAAUCUGCUGAGCUGGAGACAGCUACCGCCGCUGCCUCUGAGGUCACUGCUGAUGGUGCUGAGGCGCAAGAGCCCGUCCAUCGCUAUGUGGUCCACCACAUUGAUGCUUGCAAGCAGUGCAUUGCGCGAGAAUGGCUCGAGCGCGACAACCUCGCCAAGUCCAUCGUUAACGAGAUUGUGGACGCGGCCGUGUCCCAGGUGGACGUCGAGGCUGCCACCGAGGCCCCUGUCGAGGCUCCUGUCGAAGGCGACACCGAACUCGUUCUCGAAGAUGCCACCAAGACCGCUUCCGAGCUCCCCGUGUCUGAAGCUGUGUCUGGAGAGUCAAAGGACAUUCAGAUCCAGACCCAAACCGAGACCGCUGAGAUCCAAGUUCAAGCCCAAACUGAGACUGCCGAGAUCCAAGUCCAGGCCCAGGCCGAGACUGCCGAGAUCCAAGUUCAAACUGCCCCUGGGUCCACUACUGCCGUCACCGAAAUCUCGACCCAAACCGACAACAAGGCCACUACCGAGACCGCCACCACCGAGGCCAAUGCUGUCGAGACCACUGCCGCCGAGGUCACUGUUACCGAGACUGUGGCCGUUCGAUCUGCGCCCGGUGUCGAUCAGACUGUUCACGACGAGCUGCAGACUCGAUUCCUCGAGCUCGAGAACCAGCUUGCCACCGAGCGCGCCAACUUUGCCCAUCAGCUCGAAUCGAUCAAGAGCCUGCUUGCCAAGGAGCGCCAAAGCUCCCAGCAGCACCAGAAGGAUCAGCUGCUUCUGUCGAGCCACGUUGACCAGUUUUACCGCGUCGUGCAUUCGAUCCUCGUCGACAACGCCGAGAAGCAGCGCCAGGUCGAGGAAAAGUUCAAUUCGUUUGUGGAUCAUGUCCAAUCCAAAAUCUGAGCAUCCUUGCCUCUUGGACUCGGGGCCCUGAGCCAGCCGCCUGGCCCCUCCAUCUCUUCCUCACGUCUUCUGCCCAUCCAUUUGUUUGUCCUCUCUGGUCUUGUCCCUGCGCUCGUCCGUCUUGCACUCUACCUGAAUACACCGGCUUUCCGUUUCUUUUGCCCUCAUGCUACCGUUGCCUUUCUUCCUCCGCCUUGCUCCGUUGCAUCUGUCUUGCUCCUCUGCUGUGUUUGUUCUGCACUCCUCGUCUCGCUCCAUUCUCCUCCUAUCACGCCUCUCCAACCCGCCUCCCGUCUCCCGGGCCUCUGUGCGAGCCAGCAUCGCUGCUGCCGCCUCACUGUGUCUGCGUGACCUCCUCCGUGCGUCUUUGCCAUCAAUAUAGAGAUCUUUUCCUCUCCCAAA
Polychytrium aggregatum is the source of this 4039-nucleotide messenger RNA. RefSeq lists its product as uncharacterized. The record is from RefSeq and is a predicted model, not a curated record. NCBI's taxonomy places the organism in Eukaryota, Fungi, Chytridiomycota, Chytridiomycetes, Polychytriales. The transcript has 2 exons. Bases 440 to 3637 code for a protein of 1065 amino acids.